Thrips palmi is the source of this 881-nucleotide messenger RNA. RefSeq lists its product as uncharacterized. NCBI's taxonomy places the organism in Eukaryota, Metazoa, Arthropoda, Insecta, Thysanoptera, Thripidae. The record is from RefSeq and is a predicted model, not a curated record. Bases 192 to 881 code for a protein of 229 amino acids. The transcript has 3 exons.
UCCCAUUCUGCCAUGGCCACCACCAAGGCGUGGUGAAAAAGUUCACGACACUGUUCACCGGCCACUGACAGGGCCUUCUCAUAGAGAACUAGGAAGGCUUCGCGUCGCAUCAGACUAGCCGCAGGUCCUGCUGGGUUCAUUCCGCGCUGUCCGAUGAAGCCCGCGCGUGCGGUCGCAGUCCGCGCACUGCAAUGCCUUUCACAAGCACCCGACCACGGUGGCAGGCACGCCAGCUGCCCACCGGAGCAGUAGCCCAUGGCCCACGUCGUCUCCAAGGCCUACCAUGGACCACGCUACGCUGCCUCAGCAAGCCCGCGAAGUGUGGCACCUGGACGCCGCGCGUGCUGACGAGAAUCGCACUGCAGCCCGAGAUCCAGCCCAACCACGGCAUGGGCCGUUGGAGACGCAAUGUCCGCCACUCUGGGUCCGCCAGGAGGCAGGACGUCACUGGUAGCCACGAUGAAGCGAGCGACGGAUGCAGGAUGCAGCGCGAAGACAGGGGGCCUUCCAAAGGGACUCGAAAAAAUGAUAAGGGACCGCUGCGUAACCCCAAGGCACGCGCGCGCAAAGUGUUGCCUACCCUCACGGCGCGCGCCGCUCGUAGACGCCGCUGUUGGACGCUGUCUUACCGGAGCCCACCGCGAAGCUACGACGAACCGUGGCGGCAUGACACAUCGCUAGUGAGGACCUUCUUGACCGUGGCCAACACCAAGCUGCAGCGCCAGUCGGUCGCCCCCUGCCCCCUCCUACAGGAGCGUCAUCGUCCUGCUCUCCGAGACGGCGUGUCGUGCAUAGCGGGGGUCCAGCACCUCUCUGCUGGUGGACCAGCAGGUUGCUCUGGAGAACAGUCUCCAGCUAAUAAUAAAAUGAACCUUCAAUGA